Messenger RNA from Kwoniella botswanensis, 606 nucleotides. RefSeq lists its product as uncharacterized. The coding region runs from base 1 to 606 and encodes 201 amino acids. Gene Ontology annotation, biological process: positive regulation of mRNA splicing, via spliceosome. The record is from RefSeq and is a predicted model, not a curated record. Gene Ontology annotation, cellular component: spliceosomal complex. Lineage: Eukaryota; Fungi; Basidiomycota; Tremellomycetes; Tremellales; Cryptococcaceae. The transcript has 6 exons. Gene Ontology annotation, molecular function: RNA binding.
AUGAACCGAACUGUUCUUUACGUAUCUGGAUUCGCCUCCAACCUCAGAGCUAGAGAUUUAGCAUAUGAGUUUGAGAGAUAUGGUAGAUUGAUCCGAUGUGAUAUCCCAGCGUUGAAAACUCCUACUUCGUCUCCUUUUGCUUUUGUUGAGUUCAGACGAGAAGAUGAUGCUGAGGAUGCCUAUUAUGACAUGCAUGGUCGAUCCAUUGAUGGUAGGAAGAUAACCGUUCAAUGGGCCAAGAGACCCCCAAGCUCACAAUGGAGACAUGAUGGGUAUGGCGAUAGUCGAGAUCGACGAAGAUCUCCUCCUCCCAGACGAAGAUCUCCUAGUCCACCACCAAGGAGAAGAUCCCCUUCACCUAGGGAAUCCAGACGGGGAGGCGAUCACGAUGAUGAUGAUCGAGUCAAGGAAAGGGAUUAUGCCGGUUCCAAAAGAGGAAGAUCAGCCUCACCAGAGAGAAACGGUAGAGAUAGAAGUGCUUCUCCCGUAAGCAAACUAAGAGAAUCAAGGGAUGAUGAUAGAAGUAGAAGUCGAAAUGGUGAUGAGUCACUUUCACCUGUCAAAAGAUCAGAUAGGGAUGAUGAGAGAGAAAGAAGAGAUGAUUAA